CUCGGAUUGGCAUGGCUGCCUAAGUCCCUAGCAGUCUGCCGCCUACGAACAAUACUUACAUGUAGGCAACUUUUGAGAUAUUAGUCGCCGAUGAAACAGGUCAUUCACCAUGGCCAUCCUAUUAGUGCGAAACAAAGUCGUAAUGCACCAGUGUCUAAUCCAAAAUGGCACUUUAAUGCUUUGGCAGUGAUCCGCAUUCCUACCACAUAUUGUGUCAUCGUGUGUGUUCUGUUCUUCGCGCCUUGUUCCAUAAAUGAUACACACCACUCAAAUCUUUGAAUCCUGGGAGUUUGUCUCCAAUGGCGUUUUCAAGUUGGAAGCAUUCCCGCGCCCCUCAGUCGUUAAUCAUAAGUGUCAAGCGUCGAUGGAACGCCUCCUCGGGUCGGGAACUGCCUGCAGACUAGGACGCCCCAGACGCCCGACGACGCUUGGCUGCUGGAUCACGAAGUUGCAACUUGCAAGGACUCCCAAGAAUCCGAACAGGCACAACAGUGUGCAGAAGUAUAUUGGUGAUCGUUGGUAUCGUUCGGAUUCUAUUGGAGGAAGUAGGCGAGCCUUCCGUGGCUUGAAACUUGAAAGCCGAGUUGACAAAGCGGGCAAGGGCAGGGAAAAUAGCAACGUUAAUGAUCAACCGAAACGAGGGGAGAAGCUAGAAAGUCUGACGGCUAAAGGUGAAUGCAGAAUGGCAUAUUCCGUCUUGCGAUCGGUAACGAAUGUCAAUGUGGCACCAAAUGCCCGAAUACGGGAAUCAACUGGAUGCAAUGCAUUGAGUGGAUCGGUGGCCGGAUUCUGUUUGUCUCAGGUUCUUUCAUGUUUUGCCAGGCUCGAUCACCGAAUGACUGAACUGGUUCCAUCGUGUUCAUUGAUCCAUCGGAUGACCCAGGCAUUCUUUCACGCAAGCUGCAGACGGUAUGUGAGUCGGUUGAAGCCACUCGAAGCCCAUGUGCAUCCUGCUCCAUUCGUCGAGGUACCUGGUCGCUUUGUGCGUUGUCGGACUCUCCACAUGGGUCAGGAAUGAAAGUUUGUCAAUCCGAAGUCGUCCAUGUCACUCCGCGGUUUCGCAUGUCACGUCGAGUAAACUUUCGGUACUUACUAUGGAUUCCUUCGUCCAAAGUACAGUCCCAUCAUGAUAUCAUGUAGCAUGACAGGGGACAGUAUCGCCCCCAAGUCAUGAGAGUAGAUAUCGGCAUCCGAAGCUGAGCAUUAAGUACCCUGCUGUACUGGUUUUGUAGUCCUUGGGGGACAGUGGACUGGGGUAAUUAAAGGCAAAACACUGGAAGCAAAAGCCUGCAUGGUCCGUAUCUGAGGGAGUAGGUUGGUCGAGAAAGAAGACUGUUCAUGGCAGUCGACAGACGAUCA
Eremomyces bilateralis CBS 781.70 is the source of this 1359-nucleotide messenger RNA. RefSeq lists its product as uncharacterized. The transcript has a single exon. The record is from RefSeq and is a predicted model, not a curated record. Bases 254 to 1018 code for a protein of 254 amino acids. NCBI's taxonomy places the organism in Eukaryota, Fungi, Ascomycota, Dothideomycetes, Eremomycetales, Eremomycetaceae.